UGCGCAGCGGGGGCUCGCCCCCUGCACCGCGGCGCGCUCAGCGGCGUAGGGGAGAGGGCGGUCGGUGGCGGCGGCGGCGAGGCGCGAGGCGGUGGCGGCGGUGGUGCGGGCGGCGGGAUGACAGGGGAGGCGGCGGGAUUGACAGGGGAGGCGGCGGCCACGCUCGAGCGGAGCGGCGCGAGAAGGGGGGGGGCGGCGGCGAGGCGCCGGUCUCGGUGAGCGGAGCGGCGGCGGGAGGAGGAGCAGCGGCGGCGCUCGCUCGCUGUUGACGGGAGCGCUUUUGAGCCUGUGAGCCCAUGCCACUG
Molecule: messenger RNA, 305 nt
Organism: Emiliania huxleyi CCMP1516
Lineage: Eukaryota; Haptophyta; Isochrysidales; Noelaerhabdaceae
Exons: 2
Source: RefSeq, a predicted model, not a curated record